This is a messenger RNA of Drosophila busckii, 1599 nucleotides long. Its product is annotated as phosphatidylinositol 4,5-bisphosphate 5-phosphatase A. Bases 152 to 1213 code for a protein of 353 amino acids. Gene Ontology annotation, cellular component: cytoplasm; ruffle; plasma membrane. Gene Ontology annotation, biological process: phosphatidylinositol dephosphorylation. Gene Ontology annotation, molecular function: phosphatidylinositol-4,5-bisphosphate 5-phosphatase activity. Lineage: Eukaryota; Metazoa; Arthropoda; Insecta; Diptera; Drosophilidae. The record is from RefSeq and is a predicted model, not a curated record. The transcript has 2 exons.
UAAAUACAAAAACAAUCAGAAGCGAGCAAUACCGUUUGACUCAAAUGGAUAACGAAAACCAUAUAUAAAAAUAAAAUACUCAAGCAUUAAUUAAAUUAGUACCAGCAAUUAUAUAAUAUAUAAGGAGUGCCAGAGCGUAUAGACAAGCGUGAUGGCAGCAACGACCGUAAUUGCUGAUCUAUGCAUAUUUCUGCUUACUUGGAACGUGGGCACACAUUCGCCAAAAAAUGUGCCAUUGACAUCGCUGUUGGCGCUAAAUGGCACCACAAGCUGCCCGGAGAAUCGCAUGCCGGACAUUUAUGUAAUUGGCAUGCAGGAGGUGGCCACCAAUCAUCUAAGCGUAUUUCAAGAUGAUCCAUGGGUGAUAAGGUUUGCGAGUGCGUUGAGCGAGUACGAGUAUGUUAAGGUACACUCCAAGCAACUGCAGGGCAUACUGAUAACUAUGUUCACCAAACACAAGCAUAUACCUCAUAUGAAGGACAUUGAGACGGAGGAGACAAAGACCGGACUGGCUGGUCUGUGGGGUAACAAAGGUGCAGUGAGCAUACGUUUGAGUCUUUAUGGCACAGGCACAGUCUUUGUUUGCGCCCAUUUGGCGGCACACGACAACAAACUGAAGGAACGCAUUGAGGAUUACCAUCAGAUAGUGGACAAGCAUAAAUAUGAUGUCAGCGGGUAUCGUCGCAUAUUUGAUCAUGAUUUUGUGUUCUGGAUGGGCGAUCUGAACUUCCGGCUGGCGGGCGAUGAAACAGCCGAUCGUGUGCUCAACGAUGUAGAAAACGGACACCUUACGGAGCUGCUGAAGCUGGAUCAGCUUACGCUGCUGCGCGAAUCGGGUCAGGCGUUUAGUUUAAUGGAGGAGCAGCUACCCACAUUUGCACCCACUUUUAAAUUUAAAGAGGGUACCAACGAGUACGACUUGAAGCGCCGUCCGGCCUGGUGUGAUCGCAUACUACAUCGCGUGCAGGCUAAUAGCUACGCCUCAAUUUCGCUGAGUGCACAGCAGUUGUCUUAUCAAUCGAACAUGGAUUAUACGCUCUCCGACCACAAGCCUGUGUCGGCUACGUUUAAUUACAAAAUUGAAACCCAAAACAUGAACUAUACGGACGAGGAGCUGCACGAGAUGACGCACGGUGCGGCAAGCCCAAUGCCAAAUGUUAGUGUGCUCGGCUUCAUCGCUGUUAUCGUUUUUCAUGCUGUGCAGUCAUUUUGAUUUGCUUUUCGCUUUUUCUUUUAUAGUUGUUUAAUGCCCAACUUGAAGAGUUCCAGUGAUAAGUGCGUGACCUGUACAUGCAAGCAAUCUCUCAUAUCAAACAUAUCGGACACAAGUCCAAGCAAUUUGUAAUCUAAUGUAUUUGAUCAAGAUAUCUAGCCUAAGUCGGAAACCCAUUGACAAAUGUAAGUGAAUCUCACAAUCAGUACAAUUGAAAUUAACAAAACAAACAUACUCAUGGCGUAAAUAUAACAGUACAAGCAGUUAGUACAAUUAAAAAGUCAAUUAUUAGCAUUUUUCAUAGAAAUACGUAAAAGACAACUACUGUAACAAACAAAUAAUGUUAAAGUUAAUGGUUGUGUUAAUGUUGUUAAUUUUUUUCUCAA